AUGACUGUUACCACAAUACGUUGAAUGUACUGAAUACGAUAAAGAUGGAGUGGACUUCAUGCAGUAAUGCUGAACAGUCUUUGAUGAAGAAAGGCUAUGGUGGAAUGAUAUCAGUGGAAUUUGAUGGAGCAGAAUACCUUGUCAUAAUAGGAGGGAGAGGUUCUACACCAACUGUUUACCAUCCUCAGUUUCAAUAUGAUCAACUUGAUGAUGGCGGCGUUCGUACUAAUGAACAGUUACUUUAUAUUGUGUCCACUGGACAAUUCACUGUUCCAUCUGUCAGUGGACAGUGUUGUCCACCAACUAGUAGUUUCAUAAUUGAGAAGAUUACUACUACCGGUAACAGAGGAGUAAUGUUUGGAGGACGAGUGACUGUUAAUGAUGAUGUGAAUACAGCUACUAACAGUGUUUACAUAUUCAGUAUGACACAUAGUAUAAUAUACUAUCCGUAUACUAGUAAUGUCAGGGAACAGCCAGGUCAAGAAUAUCUUAUCUCAAGAACUGUAAAUACUACUAUAGCGGCCUUAUUACCAGCAGGGGCCCUACUCAAAUAA
Molecule: messenger RNA, 554 nt
Organism: Amphimedon queenslandica
Lineage: Eukaryota; Metazoa; Porifera; Demospongiae; Haplosclerida; Niphatidae
Exons: 4
Coding region: 45-554 (169 amino acids)
Source: RefSeq, a predicted model, not a curated record